Aricia agestis (brown argus) is the source of this 2302-nucleotide messenger RNA. RefSeq lists its product as uncharacterized. NCBI's taxonomy places the organism in Eukaryota, Metazoa, Arthropoda, Insecta, Lepidoptera, Lycaenidae. The record is from RefSeq and is a predicted model, not a curated record. The transcript is spliced from 10 exons. The coding region runs from base 35 to 2038 and encodes 667 amino acids.
CACCCGUCGGACGGUCAGUGUGCAUCCGGCCGGCAUGUGGGUUAAAGUGUGUGCGUGUGUGGUGCUCAUCCUCGGGCUGAGCCACGGCUUCCUCGACGACGCCGUGGAGGUCAUCAAGCUCGGGAAGGAAAUAGGUGAAGACGUGCUAGCUUCGUGGGAGAUAUUCGGGAAGGGGUACAAUGUGACGGGCGGAGUGGAGUUGCCGUUUGGCGGGCGGCGGCGGGAGCGCGCGGUGCUGGCGCGGCUGGCGCAGAUUACGAGGGCCAUACAGCGCGUGGAGUCCGAGCUGGUGAACACCAGGAGUCUAUCGCUGCUGCUGGCGAGCGCCGGCCGGGGCACUCGUCUCGAGCUACGCCUGCUGGAGGCGUCUGAUCUUUUGGCGCGGGUGGGCGCAGCGGAGGCUCAGAUGCGCGAGUACGUGCGCUACCAGGAGCAGCUGGAGCGCAGCACGCUGGAGUCGUUCGCGCUGUGGGCGGUCUCGCCGGACCGCGGUGCGCUGCCGGGCCUCGUGGAGCGCAUCCAUGCGUUGGUCGCGCCUCCAACGCACGCGUUCCUAGAUAAAGGCAUCCUGGCGCUAGCGGUCGACAGUCUACAGCAAGAGCAAGCUGACCUCUGCGAGCUGCAGCUGUCUCCGCACCAGGUGGUGUACGACAUGUACAACACCAUCGCGCUGGCAGAGAUCAAGGCGUACGCGAUGAUGCAGUUCUCCUGGAUGCUACUCAGGGUCUACGCUAGAGGCAACUACUCUCAAGAGGCCAACCUAACGCGAAAGAGGUAUGCGGAGAGAACUGCUCGAACUGCCGCCUUGGCCCGUUCAGCUCUGACCAUGGCCAGGAGAGACGUGUACCGGUGCAACCCAGACAACCAUGUAGCUGGUGAGACAUACGCCGAAGUGACCCGUCUCCUGCAGGGCUACAUCGAGAACGAAGUGGAUCUAAACGGGGAUGGGACGUGCAAGGAGAACUGCCCAUACUACACUGUAGCGGCCAGCCACAGCUGCUACGACCCGCACGGCUACUGCAACGUCCAGAAGCGCUGCACGGGCCGCAUCGUCAACUGCCAGUACAUAGACUCUGACAUGUGGGUCUGCCCUGCCAGUCGAAGCAAUAACCGCAGAUACGAGUUCAUAGAAUACGAGAACGGCCGCGUCCUCGGCAAACCGGGACACUGUAGACUCGGUACCACAAAGGUGGACUCGUGGUGGCGCUGGCUAUUCUGGCACUGCUCCUACUGCAUGUGCCUCUGCGACGAGCCCGGCCCUACCUCCGACCGCUACUUCAGCCUAUGGUCCUCCACCUCCGACGUCAAAAACAACAAGGUCGUAACUGGCGUACGUCUGGUGAAGCACGGCCAGGUGUUCCACCUGCAAGUGAGCGAGGGACACCUGGGGCCGCGGGGCAACGUGACCCCCGGCGGCUGGGUGCCGGUGCAGCGGUUCGCGAUCACCGACAAAGGGGUGAGGGAAGGCGAGGACUACCACACACUGACGUACGAGCGACGAGCCAUUGAUCUGGAUGAGCUGGAGGCGCCUGUGGGCCGAGUGCUCACGGGAGUCAGGUUCCGUAUGAUCGGCGCGCACCUGCACUUCGAGAUCCGCGCGACGAUGUUCAACUACACGACCGGCCGCCUGGCGCCGCUGCACAGCGAGUGGAUAUCCAACGACAACACAGACGUUGGCGACACACCACGUAAGAAGCUCGAACUCAUCCGUCCGGACAUACCAAUACGCGGCAACGUGCCGCUACAAAUAGAUUCAGCGCACGACCAGUUCGUGGAAUUCACACAUAGCGACCUGGACGCUGAUGCUGCACAGAGCACCGUGCCGUUCUUGGACAUACAGCCCGUGCAGCCGGCGAGAGGAGCGGGCCUACUGACCGGCGCGGGGGUCUACCACCGCGGCGCGCUCCACAGCGGCGGGUUCCUAGGCCUCAAGGUGAUAAGCUACGACAUGACACGGCACAUCCGCGCCGACCCACCACCCGCGGGAUACGAUGAUGAUGAUGAGGAGAGCAACGUACUCCCAUCUGAUGUGCAGUGAGCGUAUACGCAGUUUGCGUGCGCGCCGUGCAUACGUAUACGCGGUUGCAUGUCCGAGUUGCGUGCGCGAAGCUUGUGUGAUUGCGUGCGCGUUGCUUUAGUUUCAUCGAGUUUAGAAUAUACGAACAUUAAAAUUAAGUAGGUUGACUUGAAUAAUUAUUUGAUUGAAGUUUAAGUGCUACUCCGAUGUGAUUUAAUUUAAACGGGGUAUUAUACUCAUUUAGUGUUAAUUAUUAUUAAUAUUUUAAAAUAAAUUUGUAAAGUG